Mangifera indica (mango) is the source of this 2447-nucleotide messenger RNA. RefSeq names its product TORTIFOLIA1-like protein 3. The record is from RefSeq and is a predicted model, not a curated record. Gene Ontology annotation, molecular function: microtubule binding. The transcript is spliced from 5 exons. NCBI's taxonomy places the organism in Eukaryota, Viridiplantae, Streptophyta, Magnoliopsida, Sapindales, Anacardiaceae. Gene Ontology annotation, cellular component: microtubule. Bases 167 to 2002 code for a protein of 611 amino acids.
UUUUCCUAUCGACUUUCAAAAAGCGCAUACGCAAUUUCUUAGACACAAUUGUCCUUUCACUGACACUCAUCACCGCCAAAUGUUACCGGCGGUUCCUGAGACCCGGCGGCGCCACCUCCACGACCAUCACGAAACUUCUAAAAAGUUACAUUAACCGCAAAACGAAAUGGCUCAACCUCUCAAACUCAGAGUUUACGGUUUACUGACAAAACUGUCGGACCGUGAUACGUAUUCACAGGCAGCAACCGAACUGGAAUCAAUAGCCUCAACGUUGGAAUCAGCUCUCCUCCCGACAUUUCUCUCCUGUAUUCUUUCUACGAAUUCCUCCGAUAGACUGGGGGUCAGAAAAGAAUGCACCCACGUCAUCACCACUCUGUCGUCGUCCCACAAUUUGUCGCCUUACGUAACCAAGAUCGUCAACAAUCUCACACGCAAUUUCCGUGACAAGAACUCCUCCAUCCAGGCCACGUGCAUAAGCACAAUUUCGUCUCUUUCGUCACGUGUCACUGCGUCGGCAUUUGUCACUAUUUUGAAGUUGCUGUCCGACGCGCUUUUCACGGAGCAGGAUAUGAAUGCGCAGGUCGGUGCGGCGCUGUGCCUGGCUGCAGCGAUCGAUGCGGCGCCGGAUCCAGAUGCGGGGAGGCUGGGCAGGUUGUUGGCGAGAUUGGAGAGGUUGGUGAAGAAUGAACGGUUCAAGGCCAAAGCAGCAGCUUUGGUGGUGGUUGGGAGUGUGAUCGGAUCGGGUGCGGCGGGUGGGGAGGGGCUGAAGGGGCUGAUAAGCUGUUUGCUUGGGUUUUUGAGUAGUGAUGAUUGGGCGGUGAGAAAAGCCGCAGCGGAGGGGCUGUGGAGGUUGGCCGCGGUGGAGAAGGAUUCGGUAGCUGAGUUUAAGGCCAAUUGCUUGAAAGUUUCUGAGAGUAGGAGAUUUGAUAAGGUAAAGGCUGUUAGGGAGGUCAUGAAUCAGAUGAUAGAGGCAUGGAAACAAGUUCCAGAUAUACCGGAGGUGUCCCAGCCACUACAAUCGCAUUGUUUAUCCAAAGAAAAUGCAAGUGAUGGAAGAUAUCUAGUUGGCCCGAAUAAUUUCACUUCAGGUCUUGAGUUGCAGAGGAAAUCGAUUUCAGCUGGCAAGUCAACUCCACCUGAUGGUUCAUUUGCAAACACUGUUAGGAAGAGAGGCCCCUUUAAGAAAACGAGUCAGGAAAUUUUCCAAAAGCUGGAGCAUAAAAAACCUUCAAACUGGAAAGUUGAGAUUUCUGUUCCUGGUUCUGCUUCUUUAAUGGAUGCUGAGGAUGAUGUCAUGGAAAGAGAUGGGAAUGCCUCAGAAAGAAGGAAGAAUGAGAAAACUAGGCCUCCAAAGCCUGAUACAAAACGUGCCCUUUUCAACAAGAGUUCUGAUGACAGGAUGCACAAAUUUGGAGGGUUGAGGUCUGGAUCUCGGGUUGUCCCAUGUCAUGAGGAGAGCCGAGAAAAUACUCUUGUAUUUAGUGAUAAUUGUGAGAAUCUGCAGAUGAAUCAUAAGGACUGUGAAGAUUUAUCUUUGAUCCGCAAUCAACUUGUUCAGAUUGAAAAUCAACAAUCCAGUCUACUAGAUCUCCUUCAGAGAUUCAUUGGUAGCUCACAAACUGGGAUGCACUCUUUGGAGACACGUGUUCACGGCCUUGAGCUGGCACUAGAUGGGAUAUCGUAUGACUUGGCUGUAUCAACUGGAAGGAUGACCGAUACUGACUCCCAGGGAACCACAUGUUGUCUGCUACCUGGUGCUGAAUUUUUAAGCUCCAAAUUCUGGAGGAAGACAGAAAGCCGAAGUUCAACCUCGAGAUUUACUUCUUCUGGUGGCACCUCAUCAUGCAGUGCUAUGCAUCACAGAACUGAUAUUAAUGGAAACUCCGGAACUCUUAAUUUACAGAAUCGUAAGUUGAGGUAUCAGGGCGGUGGGUUCAUUGUGAAUCCAUUAGCAGAAAUUUGCACUGAUUCAAGGGGUGUAUCAGAGGUGGCACAUCAGUAACCAGUGGAAUCAGUAGCAGGUGUGAAGUUAGCAGGUCAUGAAGGAAUCAUUAUACGCGUGAUAGUUGGUGAAAAUACUCUUAUGUAAGGGAUAUAUCUGAGGGCCAUUACUGAGUACAUGGAUUCAGGUUUUUCUUUUUCUUUUUCUCUUUACUUUCCCAUGAAAGUAGUCCUCUUAGUCAGCAGUCAGGGGAUCAAGAAGCAUAUUCAUUCAAUAAUUCUUGAAUUCAAUUAGCUUUUUUUUUUUGGUUUUUAAACUUUUCAAGUAAUUCGAAGACUGAAAGAAGAGUAAUCACUUUACACCAAAUGUUUCCACCAAGUGUGAGAUGUGUAUAGAUUAGGGCAGCCUUUUCGCCCUCCUGACGGUUAGCUAGUCAUUUUCUUUCGUUGUAGCUUGAAUAUGAAAUGGAAAUGAUUCUCGUGAUUAAUUAUGGUAUCUUUAAGCA